This is a messenger RNA of Lingula anatina, 2160 nucleotides long. RefSeq names its product aminoacylase-1A. Lineage: Eukaryota; Metazoa; Brachiopoda; Lingulata; Lingulida; Lingulidae. Gene Ontology annotation, molecular function: aminoacylase activity. Gene Ontology annotation, biological process: amino acid metabolic process. Gene Ontology annotation, cellular component: cytoplasm. The record is from RefSeq and is a predicted model, not a curated record.
ACAGCGGAGCCUAGUUAGGUUACGUAACAAGCGUUUAUCGCAUCGGGGCGAAGUUCAGCUAUGCAGAGCGGGUACAAUGCCGUCUGCAAGCGUGCGGAUUUAACUGAUCUGGCCAAAAAUCCCAGGGUCGCGAUAGAGAAGAGUAAACGUAUUUUCCGCGGGCCUGGUAGAGAGUUCUCGUACAGGUAUAUUGGGUUUGGGUGAAAAGCUCGUCUCUGAUAAAAGUAUAGGGUGCAAACUGUGCUACUCAUUCCAUCUGUUACCCCUGUAGUCGUACGGUACCAGUAUAAGCGUGAUGGCGAAGGAGGAGCUGGCGGUUACCAAGUUUAGGGAAUACCUGAGGAUAAAAACUGUCCAACCAAACCCUGAUUAUGAAUCAGCUGUGAGGUUCCUCGUCGCUUAUGCCGAAGAGUUGGGGCUGCCAUGCCGAAUAACAGAGGUUGCCCAGGGGAAGCCUGUUAUUACUAUGACUUGGGAGGGAGCCAAUCCAAAACUGGGUACCGUUCUCCUGAAUUCCCACUCUGACGUCUCCCCAGCCUUUGCGGAAUAUUGGACUUUCGAUCCUUUUGGUGGAGAAAAGGACGCGGAUGGCAAUAUCUAUGGUAGAGGAGCACAGGAUAUGAAAUGUGUUGGAAUACAGUAUCUGGAGGCCAUAAGAAAGCUAAGACAAAACGGAGUAGUCCCAGUAAGAACAGUGCAUGUUACUUUUGUGCCAGAUGAACAAGUGGGUAGUGAGGAGGGUAUGAAGUUGUUCGUUAAGCACGAAGACUUCAGAAAUCUUAACAUAGCAUUUGCAAUGGACGAAGGCUUAGCAAGUGAAGAUGGCGUAUACAGAGUCUACAAUGCAGAGAGGUCUCCAUGGUGGAUUAAAGUGACAUGCACUGGAAAUGCUGGUCUCGGUGCAUAUUUAGUCCAAAAUACUGCCAUUGAAAAACUGAGAAAAAUCACUGACGCCUUCUUAGAAUUCAGGGCUGAACAGGAAGCUACCUUGAAGAAUGACAGUACCAUGGUUCUUGGGGACGUCACAUCAGUGAAUUGCACAAUGAUUGAGGGAGGCGUACAACCUAAUAUGGUUCCGGCAGAAAUGUCGUCGGUGUUUGACGUUCGCGUCACUGUUACUCAAGAUAUGCUGGAGCUAGAAAACAAGAUACAUCAGUGGGCCAAAAGCGCAGGCGAUGGUAUUAAAGUGGAAUUCUUGCAGAAAAACACAUUUCAAGGCGUGACACCAGCUGACGACUCCAAUCCAUGGUGGGUCGCUUUCCAGAGCGCAUGCAAUGAAAUGGGAAUACCGUGGAAAAGAGAGGUAUUUCCAGCUUUCAGUGAUGGCAGAAUUAUGAGACAGCUUGGGCUUCCCGCACUAGGCUUUUCGCCAAUGAUCAACACUCCAAUCACGCUACACGACCACAACGAGUUUCUGAACGAGAGGGUAUUCCUUACGGGAGUAGACGUGUACUGCGGUAUCAUUUCAUCUUUGGCAAGCGUCCCUGGCGAGGUUUCUAGCCCCUAAGCCCGACAACGAAACAAUUUCACUUGAAAAUUAGCAUGUUUUUGUAGACUAGUGGUUAUAACAUAUGUUUAUCACCAAUUCAACAAAAUUGUCGAUGCGGUAUUGCUGCUACAUUAGUUAAAUAUUUGACUAGAUACCGAAGUAAAAAUGUAUAUCGCAGCAGUCUGCAGUAGCGGAAAGCUAGCGGUGAAAAGUUAUGCAGUAUAAUCAUUUUUAUCAUUGUAAUAAGUAGCGGAGAUAGUGCCCUGCAAGUAAUAAUAAUAAUUAUAAUAAUAAUAAGUUUAUUGCAAAAUUACAACCCACUGGGUUUAAGUUGAACAUGAAUAUAUAUAAAGAAUAUAUAUUGGGCACCUAGUCAAUAUACGCUCGACCCGCCUUCCUGGGGAGGUUACAGCCCGGCUGCCGUAUAUCAGGCCCUCAAAGCUAACACACGAAUAAUGUCUCUCGCUGCCACGCCAGGAAAUUGCCACGGCUUCAAGGCCUAAGUGCCUAAAUUCCACUGCAACAUACAUUUUAUGGUCUAUAAGCAUAUAAUAAUAAUAAUAAUAAUAAUAAUAAUAAAUAAUAAUAAUUAUUAUUAUUAUAACUGUUGUUGUAGUUGUAAGCGGAUAUGCACAUUGUUGCUCAAAAUGCUUGUCAUGCCUAAUAAAAUG